AUGAGUCGGCGACGGAAACAUGGGGAAGGCUCUGGUCCGAAGGACUCGCCGCGCAAACCUGAAGAGUGCGGCUCGUUGGAGCCGGGGAGGAGGCGACUGAGGUCGAGCCGCGGCUCCGGGCCCCGCGGGGCUGGAGAAGUGUUGCCCCAGCCCGUGUGGCAGCAAGGGCAGCUCCCCGCAGCUGCUGACUGCAGUAAAAGUAACCCCGAGGAAAGAUAUGAAACACCAAAGAGGACAAUGAAAAUGGAUUUUUUACCAUCGCCUUUCUGUUCUCCUAAUGAUCCAGAUGGACUGAAUGAUAUCUUUUGGGAUCAGAAUUCUCCAAUGACAAAGCAGUUAGGUAAAGGAAGAAAAAAACAGAAUUGCAUUACAGAUAAUGAUGAGAUUUCACAUAUUGUUAAUCGAAUUGCUCCCCAGGAUGAAAAGCCAACAACAAACUCUCUGCUGGGCGUGUGGAUUGGUGAAACUGCUAUUCCUUGUACUCCCACUGUAGCAAAGGGGAAAUCCAGAGCAAAAAUGAACUGCGCUAAGUUAAAAGCACAAAAUCAAGAAGAAGAGCUUAUGAAGUUGGCUAAGCAAUUUGAUAAAAAUAUGGAAGAACUAGGUGUAAUUCAAGAACAAAAUUAUGGGAAUCAUGAUUUUACCCAGGUGAUUUCAGAAACAGAGACUGUAAAUGAUUAUAAAGAUAAUAUGCAUAUGCAAUCAUCAUGUCAUAUGGUUCCUGGAAUAAGUAGUGCUGUUGUGCCGGUGAAGGAAAAUGCCACGAUGUCUAUAGGAAAUGAUCUAAGUAACUGUCCGAAGUCCUUUGACCAAAGUGUGGAAGCGGCCUUUAAUGCCAUUUUUGAUGGCUCCACUCAGAAGUGUAGUGGACAGUUAAGCCAAGAUCCACCAAAUGUUCUUUUGAACACUGGUGGCACUACCUUUGCAAAGAAGAACAAAGAGGAGAAAAUUGUUACUAAAGACACUCUGGUUACUGUAAAACUGCAAAGCCAAACCCCAGAAUCGUUUUCUUCUCUAGUAGAUACUCCUGUUAUGACAAAACCAUGCAGGACUUCUUGUGCCAAGGAACUAAAUAUGCACAUCGAUCCUUUUGCUACCAGUGAUUUUGAGGAAGACUGGGACACGUUACUCAGAAAUGACCCUUUUAUGAUGCCUGAACUACUCCCUGUGCCUAAAACAACUCAUGGUGCUGUUCCCAAGGACACUGAUACUUGCAACAGGAAAAAUGAUCAGAGUAAGUCAGUAGCAAACACAAAGUCAGAGGUCAGAUUAGGUGAUACAAAAAUUUUACAUAGUCUUCCUUCAAAGACUUGUAACACAGACUUAAUAGAUUCUGUACAGCAUAAAUAUUUGCCAGACUCAAAUAAUAACCCAAACCAGCUAUCAUCCACUAAACAUAAAAUGAGAUUUGGGGAAACUUACAAUAAAGUUCUUAAAAGUAAAAUUCAAGAUUGUGACCUUGCAUCUAGUAUAACAAAAAUAAAAGAUGUUCCUCCUACAUUUUCUCCUGUUGUGAAUACUUCUGAAAAUAAAUUUUCUCCGAACACAAGAUAUUUUCAUGAACCAAAAAAUAAGCUCAUCUUCAAUCAGUCCUUUAACAUAGAUUUGUUUGGUUCUGGAACUUCAGCCAGUGGAACAAAACCAGAUAGUAAGACGAAUGCACCAAAUUCAGGUCCUUUUUUUGAUGAUUGGAACGAUGCUUCAUUUGCCAAUGAAAUUAUUGAAGCAUGCCGUCAGGUGGAGGAUAUCUGGGAAACAGACACACUGGAUGAUGAUUUGUUAUACAAAGCCUGUGAUGAUAUUGAAAGAUUAACUCAGCAACAGGAUGUUAGAAAUGAGAGCAAAACAUCACGAAGUACAGUUGAAAUCAGUAGUUCCGAACAUGGAGCUAAAAACGUAUUUACUAUAUCUGAACAGGAAACUCGUUUGGGGCAAUCAAAGCAUUUGAAUCUGGGCAACAUUGCACUGCAAACAUCUCCAUUGGCAAUUAGCUCACAAAUAAAUAUGGUAGAGGAAAGGAAAACUUGUAGAAAUCCUCCAAGUAUUUUGAGUGCCAAAACAAGUUUGACUUUACACUGUAAGAACUCAGAUGAUGACAUCAGUAAUUUGCAUGGCUCCUGGACUAACACUAAUGUUCCAGUAAAAGUGAAUAGUUCUAAAUUGGUUCUUGGAGGAAAUUCAAGUUUGAAUAUGAGUUCAGUUCAGAUAGGUAAAGGAAUUCGUACUGCUCCUCAGAAGUCAAAUGCUCAACAUCUGUCACAUAGGCUGAUGGGAGAUGAAACUCAGGCUGAUCGUAAUAAAACAGUUAAAUUUUCUAAGUAUACAUUUACCAAGACGAAAAAUUCUCAGAUUGGUUCUCCAUUUAAUCAGAAUUGUGCAGCAGGAAGUAUGUCUGAUACUGACAUUAUAUAUAGCUUAGAAGGAAACAAAAUUUCAUGUGUCAACUCAGCACGCAAGGAAGACGCUCUUCAACACCAAUCUGUGAUGACACCUGAAUUUUUGAAACAACCUUCGAAAGAAGAUGAUGAGAAAAAUAGAAAAUGUUCUCCUGAAGAAAUUCAGAAAAAAAGACAAGAAGCCUUGGUGCGAAGAAUGAGAAAAGCCCGCGCUUCCUCCCUGAAUGCAGCGCCCACGUGA
This is a messenger RNA of Elephantulus edwardii (Cape elephant shrew), 2637 nucleotides long. RefSeq names its product Ewing tumor-associated antigen 1 (gene ETAA1). The transcript is spliced from 6 exons. Lineage: Eukaryota; Metazoa; Chordata; Mammalia; Macroscelidea; Macroscelididae. Bases 1 to 2637 code for a protein of 878 amino acids. The record is from RefSeq and is a predicted model, not a curated record.